AAUUAUAAUAUUCGUAACACCGACUAGGUAUUUCUUUUUGUUUAUAUGAGAUCUAAAAAUAAAUAUUGGAAAAUUCAUCUUUGUUGUCAAGAUGGUAAUUAUUUUUGCUUGACACUUUUUUAAAAAGAUACAGUUUUAUUAAUGUGAAAGUGAGUCUUUUUAUAUCAAGGAAAAUAUACGUUGCGCACAACAAUGUAUUAUGUAGCGAAGCUAAAAUGUCCAUUGAAUAAGGUAAUCCAUCCAUUCGAAAUUACAUCUCUCCCGCGUAAAUCGUAUUAUUAGCCUAGGGUACGACAUACACAUAUCCUGGUACGCCGCGAUCCAGCAAGGGCAGUUCCGUCAAAGCCGCUUGAUCCUAUCCGGGGGUAUUAAACGGAAAUCGUCGACAGAUGCGUCCGGCCAGUUAGGUCGCAGACUCGCGCGCGGAUUAAUAACCGAAGAUCCCCCCCCCCUCGAGUUAAUUAGCGCUGCGGCUUAAUACGAAAUGCCAUCACGGCACGUGUCGUGAUAACUCGCGGGCCCCGGACCGCCGGCAUUUGCAGCCGGUCGGAAGUCCGGUUUCUCUCUUUCUCUCUCCCUCUCACUGUCUCUCACUUCGCAUGGGUUUGCGGCGUGCGCACCGAUUCCGCACGCGUUGCACCGCACGGACAUUGGACGUGACGAUCGUGCAUUCCUAGUGCGUGGCUGGCCGGUGCAUAAAGGACGUGGCGGGCUGCCGGUCCGUUGUGCCCGUACACCGGAAGCCAAUCCGAUAGAAUGCGCGGACAAUGAGGAGAGCUCCUCUGCCGGAGGAAGCUGGCUGGCAUCGCGCCGUCGGCUUCGACGCGCCCCAUUGAUUGGUACGCGCACGUACAGCCGGCUCCCUUUGUGCCCUACCUUGCUCCUGCGCAAGGUGCAUUCACCUUGGUCAUAUUACGGUUUAAUUGAAGUUGAUGCCGGCCGCGUAUAAAGGCCUGGACGAUAUAUCGCGCCUGGGGAUCUUGGGAAAUGUAAUUCGCGAGAUUAAAGUGGAACGUAGGUCAAAGGGGAUGUUAAUCAUUUUUAGUGCCGGACUCGAUGUCCCAAAUUGUCCCACUCUUCUCAAACCAAUCACGCGUUGUACCGAUCGAGCGGAGAUUUUGCACAUGCAGGGAAAUGCGAUUUCCGGAGUUAUUUUGUACACGUGUAAGCGUGUACGUAUAACAGGUAAAACGUCUUAAGGAUCGCGUGCACAAAAUAAAAGACAUUAUGUGUACGACGAUAUGUAAAUUUUUAACAUACAUCUCAAACAAUAAUUAAAUUUUGAAUACAUAUAUUUAUUUUUAUACGUGUUCUUUUUAAUUCUUGCACGUUUUUAUUUAUACAGAAUUGUCACGAUAACAGUUUAUUGAUAUGAAAAGCCUUCACUCUAAAAAUACCACAUCGUUCAAUAUAUACGUAUAUAUAUAUAUAUCGAAAAUCCGAUUAAAACGAAAAGGUCAAUGAAUCAAUUUAAUAGAAAUACGAUUGUCUUUUCGAUUAUUUGAAUAAUUCGAUUUUGGAAACAAAACGAUUUUCUGGCCAGUCAUCAAUCGAGUAAUGCCAGCUCUAAAAACAAAUUCGGUAGAACGCGGAUAAAUCCGUAACGAAGCGUCCAUUUAAAUUUUCAUUAAGAACACGCUGCGCUCCUGUAAAUUUAUCACAUUCCUGCUAUUAGUUCCCCGUGUUAUGCCACGUCAGCGGCAGAUGAUUGUUCGUCAAAUAGAGCCGGCAAGAUUUUUAAAAUUCUUUGUACAACAUUACAUAAUUAAACAGGGAGCGGUUCGAGCAAACGCGCCCUUUAAUUUCACGCGAAAUGCAUAAUCUUGAAAAAUUGGCAAAUUUUUUCCGAACGAAAUUGCUCCCGCCUCGGUCGGCGGCGGCUUCAAGCUUAGAUCUCAUUAGUUUUCAUUUAAAUCCGCUGUACGCUCCCCCACGAGAUGUUCGUGAGCGCAGCGGCCGUUCCAGCCGUUCCCGGAGUCAUUAUUCUCGGAACGUCCCUUCGGCGAGCUCGUAAAAAUUGAUCCUUAUCGCGAGAGCCGCGCGCGCUCCACCGAGGUGCCGCCGGAUAUUCAAUUAAAGCGAGCCGCUCAAACGGCCGUGCCGUCGCGUCGAUAUACGGCGGAGCCUAGACGUGCCAGACAAUCGACGCGGUCUAUCGUGCCCGGCGCGGCGCUUCGCAUCGCAACGCGCCGCAUCGCGCCGCAUGCACGCAUGCCGCCGCACACAACUCGCGUCUCUUAUCGAUUUCGGCGAUAUCGGCGGUGCACGCUCGCCCCCGCGCUCGCCGGUUCUAUGGCAAUUUCCGCGUUCUCGUAUCCAUUUGAAUAGCUAGGAUAACUUUGGGAGCUAACGUCGACGGAGAGAGUACAUUACUCGCGCGCGCGCGCGCGGGUUCUGCCGGCAGAACGCGCGCGAUCGGUAUUCUGGCACUCUCUCGGCCGAACUACUUCCGAUCGUGCGGAGGAGUGGUGGCUAUGGACGGGAUGUCGAGGGUGGGCCUUGGAAUUCAUCGACUGCCGAGGCGCGUUAAGCGUAUCGCUUCCGUUCAUCUGGAAACAGCUUCGAUAUAAAUCGAGGCCAUUUCUCCCGAAAUGAACUCGUUGCGCUCUGAAUUCCGUACAUAUUUCUCGCACGUCUCCUUCGGAGUUUCAUAUUUUUGUGAAAUCGCUCGAUUAGGUACGUGCCCCGCCGCCCUCCGUAACGCGUGUAGAAAGCGCUCCGAAUAAUCACGCGCCAAGAACCAGUUUUGGAGGAGCGAUCCACUGAGAGAGAAAGUAAAAUAAUAUCGCGUGAUUCCGAUAAAAAUUUUUGCCAUAUAAAUGUGAAUAAUUACAUUUUCAAGAAAAUAUGCAGGGCGAGCAAAAAGUAUUGGACCGAUAAAAUUGGACAUUUGAGAAAAUGUUUCACAUAAAUUUGUAUAGUCUAUAGAAAAAAACAAACAAAAUUAAUUAAAAACAAAAUUGAUUUUUUAAAUCAUAUAAUCUUUGUUAUUUUUUAAAUAGAAUUAUAUAAUUUAUUUUGCAUAAUAUGAUUUCUCUUAUUAUUCUGCAUAUAAGAUGAGAGUUAUCGAAAAAUCAAUAGUAUUUACAAAGAGAGAAAGAGAGAGAAACUGAACAAUGAAAGAGAUACGGGCAUGUAUACAUAUAAUAAAGAAAAGAUUUACCGUAAAAAGUUUCAAAAAGUACGUGAGUAUUAAUUAGAGACCCUCUAAAAUCUAUCAGACAUGCAAGCGUGCUAUAACCAUAAUCGCGAGACGGGCAUUAUGUGCCGUGAUGCUAAUCUGAAACGGGUAGAAACAUAACGACUGCUUUUAGGCAUAUUGACGUUUAAGUAUGUUGCAUGCCGCGCACGUGAUCCGGUAUUGACGAUGUUGCACUGAAUUUUAAUUGUCUCGAUGCUUGAGAGAAGAUUAAGCGCUUUCGAUUUUUCUCGUGAUUUUCGCGCAGAAACGAGAGACAGACGUUUGACUCCCCCUUUCCUCCCUCUCCCGUACUUAGUGGAAAUGGUACUGCUUGGCGAACGUCGAGAAAUUUCAAUUAAACUAGUAUUGGAUGCCACUGUUGCCUUGGAUCAAGGAACUCUUAUUGAUUAUCCAUUGAAUGCCUUUGACUGAUCGCACCUGCUGUGUGAGGUGUCCAAGUCGCGUCACAUUCCAACGAAUAUGUCGGAUACGACGAGUUUUUGAUGAGAAAGGAUUAAAGUUCGCGUCGCUAACUCGGCACGCUCCCUACACGGAAAAAACAAGCACAGUUAUAUUAACAUGACAUGCUUGGUUCAACAAGAUUUAGUUGGACUAAAUAGAAUUUCUGGUUAUCAUAAUAAAAUAUUCUGGUAACCAACCAGAAUAUUUAGGUGUGACAAUGGUAAAAUUUUGAUUAUUACUAAUCUAGUUAUAAUAUCUAAGUGUCUGGUUAUUAUAACUAUAUAACAUAGAUAGAUAAACAUGAUAUGUAUAGUUAAUACAAUUAAACACAAUUUUUGGUUAUUAUAAUAAAAUAUUCUGGUAACCAACCAGAAUAUUUUGUUACAAUAUCCGUAACAGUUCAUUGGAUACCGUGUGUGGAUGUCGCAUCGGAAUUAUACGCGCAGUUCUUAUUUCAUUUGAUGAUCGUAAGCAGUGCUUCCAGUCUCAAAUUUUUUACAGCAGCAAGCGAUCGACAAUCGACUAUCUGCUGUCUUUUUUCCAUGAAGGAGACAGCUCGAGAGAAAAGGAAACAGCAGAUAGUCGAGUGCCGUCGACCAAGCUGUUCGCUAUCCUCUCCACUUACAGCACGCUGCUGUGAAAAGAGUCGAGACUGGAAACACUGUCGCGAGUUUCCUCACAAAAAUUAUAAAUUUGGACUGUGGACGUGUUGGACGUGUUAAACGUGUUGGACGUGUUGUGGACGUGUUGUGGACGUGUUGUGGACGUGUUGUUGGAUAAAAAUAACCUCAAAAACGAUUAUAUAUUAAAAAUGGAUGAUAAAACAUGCGAUUUACUUCGUGAAUGGGGAUUUGAAGAUUAUAUUGACAUCUUUAAAGCAAAUGAAAUUGAUUAUACAGCUUUGAAAAUUAUGAAGCCUUCCGACUUUCAGACUAUAAUACCAAAGAUAGGACCUAGAAUCAAAUUUUGUGAUAAAUUAGACCAUUAUAAGGCUGAUCUACUUACACAGCAAUUAAUCUCUUCACAAGCAUCAUCCUUAAUAAAUGAUAUAUCAACAGAAAACGAUUCUUUAAAUCCUCCAAUUGUAAUUUCUGAUAACAAUGAUGUUUAUGACACUGAUAACACUGUUAUAAAAGAAACAGUAUUAAACGUAAUCACUUUGAAUGAAGAAGGAGGAGAGCAGACAGAAGAGAUACAUUCUACAACAAAUGUUAUUACACAACUCUGUGAUACUGAUUUAGAUGCAAAAGCUGCCAAAACUGUUUUAAAUAGUACUUGUAGUUAUAAACAAAAGGACGCAGCAAGAAGCAAACUGUGUUUAGCCAUUAUUAAAAAUGAGUUAAAAGAAAACGAGAACAAAAGAGUAAGUCAUAGACGAUGGCAAGAAUUAGCCUUGCAAAUACAGGACGCUAUUCCAGGAGAAAUUCAAGAGACAUAUUAUAUUCCUUAUAAAAAGCAUUCUGACAAGAAAGUAAAUGCCAAAGGCAAAUUGUACGAUAAAUAUACAAAUUAUGUAAAAGAACUACGUAAAAGUGGUUUAAGACAAAAAAUUUCAAAUUCGACAAACAAUGAACCAGUUGUAACUUUAAAUGAUGAUUUGAGUAGAAUGCUUGAGUGAAUAUCAAUUAAUUAAAAGUUCUUUAUCCCCUACUUUCACUGGAAAAUGCAUGGAAACUACUUUCAGCAUAGAGGUAUAAUAUACAAACCUAAUCUCUGUGUAGUUAUUGAUAUUUUAGAUGAUCUUCCCCAAUUUGGCAUUAUACAAAAAAUUUUAUGCAAUGAAAGCGAUGAUUUGUGUUUAGUAUGUCAAAAUAUGUAUACCAUAGGAUUUAAUGAAAACCUACAUGGUUUCGAAGUUCAGGAUGCCGUAGGCUUAACCGCUGUAAAUAUAUCUCAUUUGUUUAACCCUUUUCCUGCGAUAGUAGCACGUUUGCCAUUGAGCGGCAAUUUGUUAGUAGCAACUAAAUUUGCCUUGUAAACUUAUAAGUUAUAUAUAUGUAUAAUAUAUAAUUAAUGUAAUUAUUAUUUUGUUAUUGUAAAAGAAAGUAUAAAAUAAAUAUUCCUUAUAAUUGCUAGAAAACAUUUUGUUAUUUGUACUUUGGAUAAAUGAACUACACUAUACUUGUUUCUUCAAUCAGAAGUCUAGUUAUAUUUAUAAGAUAUUACCAUCAUAUUACAACUAACAAUGUAGUCAUUUUCACCAGAAUUCAACCAGAUUUAUUUGGUUACUUAAACCAUAAUAUGAGUCACCAAACUUGUCUGGUUGUCUUUAUCAGAAACGCGUUACCAAAUUUGUCUGAUUAACUUAAACAAAAGUAUGGAUCGUCCAUAUUUUACCAGACGAUCUGGUUAAUAUAUCCAGAUUUCUGAUUGAUCCAACUAAAUAUUUUUUUCCGUGUAGUAAACAGUGAAGUCGAGAUUUCUUCCGACAUAAUUUUCCAGUUACUCUCACGUAGCACACCUAUCGUUGAAACGAAGCGAGAUUCACAGCAAGAGCGCGCGUUCCCGUAUAAACUAUGUAACACGACGGUCUCUCUUCAGGACAAUUUCGAGCAUUCGUGUGUUGUCGUGAGUGCCGUGUAGUGGCGUCAGGAAUUUUGCAGGCGUCGCCGUUAACGGCACCAACAGCCGCCAACCAUUACCAUCGUGUCACCGGCGGCAGUAGUAACAGCCAGCAGCAGCGCCAGUAGGAGGAACGUCACUUCUAUCUUCUCUCCUUCGGGCAACUGCGAGUCGUCGGCGGGCGAGCCGGGGGAGCGAUUUGCAUAUUCAUUAAACACCCACGGAGCCUACAUGCAGAUACUACCACUCGCUUUGCCCUCGUCUCACAGCCCGAGAGCACUUUUGCAUCGCCCGCGGAUGUGUUCUCACAUGGCGAACGCGGGAGUUGAGUAACGGCGGCGGGGCGAAAGGAUUGUCGUCGCGCGCGUCCCCCGAUAAGAACCGACCAACGAACCAAGCGCGUCUGUCGUUAACGAGCGAAAUUUAAGACGUAUUUGCAUUCGGACUUGGCGCAAGUUGAUAACGACUCGAUCCGCCGUCUCCGGGCAUCGCCUGGACCGUUUUGGGCGCGGCCAUAACGGCAAGUAAUGUAUGUUCGUAGCAGUGUACUUGCGCGGCCACAGGAUGGUGCGAUAAGAACGCCGUUUCCAUCUUCCACGGCGAGGUGGCUCGACGCCUUUCGAACGUACGCUCGCCUCUGUUCGUAAUUAAUUCGGGAGUUGCUGUACGUAUCGCGUUCCCCUUCGGCGGCGGCGGCGGCGGCGGCGGCCACCGAGAGUAAGUUCGAAAGUGAAGCGAAAGAGCAGGGCGUGCCAAGUGGAGAACAACGUGCUGUCGAGGUGGCAGGACGAGGGAGCAUGAGAUAAAAAGCAAGAGAGAGAGAGAGAGAGAGAGAGCGAGAUGAGUCGACUUUCUAGCCGUAAGACUUCUACCGCAGUCGGCGAGCACUAGCGCCGAAUUAUGCAUUUUCUUGUCGUCUCGUCGAAUAAGAGCCAACUGAAUAUUAAUGCCACCGGUGUAAUAGUUUGUAAACUAGGUCUCCGGCUGUUAGGGGGAUCGUCGUUCGCAUCGUUAGUGCGCAUAAAUGUGCGCCCGUGGGCGCCGUCGUUCGUGGAAUACGACAUUGCGGGGAAUGACUGAUAUCAUCAAGCUCCCAGGAAUACCAGGCAGAUGAAUACUUAGAUAAAUAGACAGAAGAAUUCACCUUGAACAUUAGGUCCUCUUUGAUUCUUAAUGAAUUAUGAUUACAAUUUCAAUAAAGAUAAUUCAAGUGACAGUUAUGAGAAAAGAAGACAGAAAUUUGCUCUGUCUAUCUAAUGAUAUUAUUAACGCUGAAAUAUUUUAAUAAAAAACACAUUUGGGGUUUUUUUUUUAAUUUCCUUCAUAUAGUAUAUGUCUGAUAAACUUUAAAAAUUUUAUAAACUGUAAAAAAGUGGUAAAGAUACAUGUAAUAAUAGACAAAUGUAUAAUAAAUAAAUACGAAUAAAUAAAAUAGUUAAAAUGUCAAAUGCGUUUGUAUCAUAUGUAGACAGAUUCCUGAGACAGUUGUCUGCUGUUUUUCUACUUUCUUAUAAUGGAUAUCACUUUUUUUAAGUUUCUAUCCAAAAUACGGGCGAAAAUAGAAACCGUCGAAAAACUUUGUACCGGUGUUGAAAUAUCAUUGUCAAAUUCAAAGUAACUUGUGAGCCGUAAUCGAAAAAA
This is a messenger RNA of Monomorium pharaonis (pharaoh ant), 7846 nucleotides long. RefSeq lists its product as uncharacterized. The coding region runs from base 4455 to 5261 and encodes 268 amino acids. The transcript has 8 exons. Gene Ontology annotation, molecular function: protein binding. Lineage: Eukaryota; Metazoa; Arthropoda; Insecta; Hymenoptera; Formicidae. The record is from RefSeq and is a predicted model, not a curated record.